Polistes canadensis is the source of this 1520-nucleotide messenger RNA. Its product is annotated as transmembrane protease serine 9-like. Gene Ontology annotation, molecular function: serine-type endopeptidase activity. Lineage: Eukaryota; Metazoa; Arthropoda; Insecta; Hymenoptera; Vespidae. Gene Ontology annotation, biological process: proteolysis. The coding region runs from base 1 to 861 and encodes 286 amino acids. The transcript is spliced from 5 exons. The record is from RefSeq and is a predicted model, not a curated record.
AUGUUUAGAGUUUCUAAUGAAAAAUCAAAAUUGUUAAUUGAAAAUAAAUUGGCAGAUGUCCCGUGCGGUAAUGGGGAAAGCGGAACGCGGACCGCCCGGAUCGUUGGAGGUGAAAACGCGAUACCGCGAGAAUUUCCUUGGUUGGUCAGCAUUACGAGAAAGGGUGGCCAUUUUUGUGCCGGUACUAUACUCAACUCAAGAUUCAUUCUGACCGCCGCGCACUGUUUAUGCUCAGGUACGUCGACAAUUCCGAUACGUCAAUUACGAGUGACUCUUGGCGAGUAUGACUUGAAAGGCCCGGAAACGCCAGCGGCGAGAGAGGAAAGUGUCAUUAACGCGGUGGUGCAUCCCGGUCACAGGUGUGGCCGAUACGUCGACGACAUCGCCCUGUUAGAACUGGCGAGGCCGAUUACCUGGUCGGAAAGCGUGAAACCCGCCUGUUUGCCCGCGGCAUCAGGAAACCCAGGGUACAGAGCUUUCGGUGGCGAGAACGCAAUCGCCGCUGGUUGGGGUUGGCUCGGCGAAGACAGAUCUAGAUACAAAAGAGCAGACGUGAUGCAGAAAGUAAAGGUUCGAGUGGUGGAGAACAACAUUUGCAGAGAAUGGUACGCCAGUCAAGGAAAAUCUACACGCGUGGAAUCGCAACAAAUGUGCGCUGGGCACGAGGAGGGGGGUAGGGACUCUUGUUGGGCUGACAGCGGUGGUCCUCUUAUGAUCGGAAGUAAUCCUGAUGGAAGAACAAUGGUCAUCGGUAUAGUUUCCUCUGGAGUGGGUUGUGCCCGACCACGUCUACCUGGUGUUUAUACGAGAAUCUCCGAAUAUAUAUCUUGGAUCACGCAACAAAUAACGUUAAAAAGAUAACUUUGUACGUUCAAAAAAUCAUCGAUAUCAUUCUUGAUCUUAACUUUGAUUUCAUCAUUCAUAGAUUGAAAUUGAUUAGAUCAUUGACGAAUCUACUCGUCGAUUCUUUGCACAUCAUCGCUCAGAUCAUUUAGUCAAAUAGAUAAUAAUAACAUAUGUACAUAUAUGUAUGUUCUUCGUAACGAAUCAUAAGAUACGAAUGGAUGAUAAUCUCAUUCGCUAAAAUUCAUUGAUUAUCAUAAACAAUUUUUGCCUCACUCUAAACUAUCCGUUAAGUCCAGUUGAAAUUUUGGCUAUUCAUUUGUUCUGUGUUUACAAAUCAUGCGGUUUAUUAAACAAAAAGUCAUCGAAAAUUAGUUCGAUACGGAACGUUAUAAAUUCAUCAAAUUUAUUCAUAUUCAUAUGUCAUAUAACAAACGCUAAUUUUAAUGCUAAAAAUGUUUAGAGUAUUUUUUAAGAAUAACCUCAUGGAGGUCUAGUCAAUAGUUUGAUAAGAUACAAAGAGAUACAUACUGAUAUAAUAUAAUAUACAUUAUAUACUAGAAAACAAUGCCAAAUAUUUAUAAACCGUUAAUAAAGGAGUUAAUAAGCCAUAAAAGAAAAGUUCACCCAUGCCAUUCAAGUUUACCUACUUACCAAUUCUGUUGAUAGGACGUAGA